AUGCCAAGCAAGCUAAGGAAGGCAAUUGGAGCAGUGAAGGAUCAAACAAGCAUUAGCCUAGCCAAGGUAACCAAUGCAGCCAAUCUUGAAGUCAUCAUCCUAAAAGCCACAACCCAUGAUAAAAAUCCCAUUGAAGAGCGUUAUGUCAAUGAGAUUUUGAACAUUGUCUCCUCUAACAAAGUGUAUGCAGCCGCAUGUGCUCAUUGCAUAGGCAAACGCAUUGGUAAGACCCACAAUUGGGUUGUUGCCCUCAAAUCUCUUAUGAUUGUACUUAGAAUCUUUCAAGAUGGUGAUCCAUAUUUUCCUAGGGAAGUCUUCCAUGCAAUGAAAAGGGGUUCCAAAAUCCUCAAUCUCUCAACUUUCAAGGAUGACUCCAAUUCUAGCCCUUGGGAUUACACUGCAUUCAUUAGAAGAUUUGCUUUGUACCUUGAUGAACGGUUGGAUUGCUUCCUCACCGGAAAGCUCCAACGACGAUUCACGUAUCACAACCGGUUUCACCAGAGGAACCAAAUGAACAAGACAGCCAAUGAACGAGGCAUCAAAGACAUGAAACCCUCGAUGGUGCUUGAUAGAAUUGAACAUUGGCAAAGGUUGUUGGAUAGAGCUAUUGGCACAAGGCCUACAGGGUCAGCCAGGACCAGCCGUUUGGUUCAGAUUUCAGUCUAUGCUAUUGUGCAAGAAAGCUUUGAUUUGUACAGGGAUAUCUCUGAUGGGCUUGCUGUUGUUUUGGAUAAUUUCUUCCAAUUGCCAUUUUGUGCAUGUGCUGCAACAUUCAAUGCGUGUGUUAAAUCCUACAAGCAAUUUGACGAGUUAUCAGCUUUCUAUUCUUUUUGUUCAAGCAUUGGGGUUGGAAGGUCCUAUGACUACCCGAGAGUGCAAAAGGUUUCUGAAGAGCUUAUGGAAACAUUACAAGAGUUCUUCAAAGACCAAGCUUCUUUUCCUACAAAUAAACACCUUUUUCCUUUACCCAACGAUCUUACAGGUUCAAGUUCAUCCCAUGAUGAAGCAAGUGAAAGAUAUGGAUUUGAAAGUUUUUUUGAAACAGGAUCCGAAUUUGAGUCGCAAUGUACAUCAUUGGAAGAUCUCAUGAGUGCUAAUGAUGCUGCCCUGAGUCCUAAGAGAUCGCUUGAGGAAGACACGUAUUCAGAGCAAUCAGACAAAGAUGAUAAAAAAUCGCUUUGUGAUGAUUAUGUUAGUGCAAAUGAUAUUGGUUCAGCCACAUCAUUAUUUGCAAUUGAUCAAACAUCAAGGUCGAGUUGGGAGGCAGUAAAUUUUGAUGAAUUGCAGGCGGAAGUGCAACAAAAUCAAACAAAUGAGUGGGAGCAACAAAAUACAGAAGCAGUUUCCAGUAAUAUCUCCAAAGAUUGUUGGGAGUUAGUAUUGGCAAAUACAGUAACUGCACCUACUGAAACAUCACCCAAAUUGGCAAAUGUGUUUGACCCAUUUGUCAACUUAUUUGAUCAAGCUCCAGUUCCUCAACACAAGUACAAUCCAUUCCUGGAUGACACAGAGAAUGUUGCACCUCUUGCAACCACUAGUGAUAUAUUAAUUGACAUGUCACCAACAUUUAAGGCAACAACACAAGCCCUUUAUGCUCAGGAUCCUUUUGUAUCAACCAUCUCAGAUCCAAGUUCCAAUUCCAUAACAAAUCCACAUCUAUUUUUUGGUUACACGCAUCCAAAUGAGACAGCAAAAGAACCAACUUUCAGAGCUCAAGGUUCUUCUGUAGGGACCAACAUAACAGUGCCGUCAUCUUUUAAUACUAAAACUUCGGAUAACAUGAUUACACCACCAAGUUUCCAGACUCAAUGUUCUUUUAAGAAUGAUUCAAUUCCAAUAUUUCAAGUGCGCAAGUCAAAUGUUGAUGCCAUAAUGGAAACACCAACCCUAACUGCUCUUCAGAAUCCUAACCAUAGUACUGUUCCCUUACACUUCCAAGCACAACAUUUUUAUUCUUCAACAAUGCCACCAACAUUUAGUGUAAAGGAUUACAAUGGGACACCAUGGGCAACACCAAUGGACAAUGAUCCUUUUGGACCAUUGGCAACAUCAAUGGACAAUGAUCCUUUUGGAUCAUGGCCUAGUGCAAAUACCGGUGGACACACAUUGAAUGUGUCAAUGCAAGAGGAUAGUUUGUUGCGGCAACAACGACAAUGGUUGGAGCAACAACAAAAUAUCAUAUCAAAGCAUAUGAGAAUCCAAAAUGUACCUCUGGUUGAAGUUCCAAAGAACUGGUAUUCCCUAAAGAGUCCAAUUUACCUGUAUAGCACAAGGAAAGAUCUCAAUCGGCUAAGGCGAGGGUAUGAAGCUCCACUAUGGACGGGGAAUGAAAGAGAGGAGUCUGGUAAGCAUAUCGAUUCAAGCAAGUCCGACUAG
This is a messenger RNA of Sphenostylis stenocarpa, 2376 nucleotides long. The record is from the annotation of a GenBank genome assembly. Lineage: Eukaryota; Viridiplantae; Streptophyta; Magnoliopsida; Fabales; Fabaceae.